AGGGAAAGAAGAUUCCAAAGUUAUUGAGUAACUUCAAAAAAUAUGAUUACUUUGAACGUAGUUCUGAAUUUGGUUAGAUUUUGGCCCUUUUUGUAAUACAUAAAUCAGCUAUAUCCACCUCGAUCAUACAUCCUUAAAAAUAAAAAAAUGUAUCAAAAUCAAUUAUCCUAGUAGAUUUAUGCAAUAUUCCUUAGCAGACAUAAAAGUAAUUUUAACCUGUCUUUAUUAUCACUUUCUUUAAGGUCAAAAUUGUUUUGCUCAUAAUAUCAUUUCUUUAUUUAUUGAAAUUUUUCUUCUUCUCUCUUGUAAGCUCUCCACAUGCACUAUUAUGAAUAAGUUAAUCCUAAUGAUUCUACUAAUCAAUUCAAAUAAGGAAAUAUACUUUAAACUAUGCUCAUAAUACACUACAAUAAAUACACGAGAUAUGUAAAUUAAAAUAAUCGUAGUUUUUAGCAUAAAUACUUUAUUAAAUAAUACUUAAUUUUAUUAUUAUUAGAGAUGAAAAAAAUUAAAUCUUAUGAUGAAAUUUCUUUUUCUCGAUUUUAGGAAGAAAUUGGCGAAACUUCCUAUGAAAAUCAACCAAUUCUCAUACAUUUAGAUGAUCCAUUGCCAUCUUAAACAGAUAGUUUGGAAUUGGUUUUAUAGAGUGUUCCAAAAAAAUCAAAAAAAGUAGCUAGAAAAAAAAAAUGCGAUUUUCACACAAAGAAAAGAAAAAAGGUGAGCAAAAAAAAAAAUCUAUGUUUUGAAAAUCAUACUCCAUUCACUUUUUAAGAAGAUGAAAAAAUCCUCAAUCUCGUAAAAGAGCAUGGUCCAAGAUUUUAAGUCAUUUCUAAGUAUUUUUUAGAUAGAAGUUAAAAUGCCGUAAAAAAUCGAUAUUAUAAGUUUUUACGCUACAAUUGGAACUUAAUCUUUGGAGAGUAAGCAUUCUUAUUAAUGUCUAGUCAAUAACAGCAUUCUAAUAAUAUGUUUGAGGAGGAAGGAGCAUAAUAAGAAUUGCUAACAAAUUUUUUUGAUAACAUGAAUUUUAAUCCGAAUUUUACAACAACUAUGUUUAACCACCUUACUUAAGUUGACUAUUAUUCAUGA
Molecule: messenger RNA, 1086 nt
Organism: Paramecium octaurelia
Lineage: Eukaryota; Ciliophora; Oligohymenophorea; Peniculida; Parameciidae
Source: the annotation of a GenBank genome assembly